UGCCCUCAGUAGUGUCCUACGCUGGACUACGCGACUACAUCUCCCAUACACCAUUUGCCCACCAUUGAUACAUAAUGCAAUCUAAUUGGAUCCGUAAUAUCUUUCUCAACCUAUGAUGUGUGUGAUUACUGUUUAUCCUCGAGUGACCUUUAUUGGUGUAUUCUACACGCCGGUAGGUCUAUGUAGUGACCUAGGUCGCUUCUCCUUUUAGUGUCUCCACAAUAUAUGUACAUAGGGGCGCUCAUCUUCACAGACGAAGUGAAAUAGGCACAACGUCAUGGGGGGCAAUGGAAGCGCGUCGCGGAACGUGUCAUUUGGUCUGGACGAAGAGGAGAAGGUCACAGUCAUUGAAGGAGUGAAGCUGUCAGAUGAAGUGCUGCGGCGGAUGAGGGAGGCCAAAGCCUCUCAAGGCAAGGGAUCACCCCCUCACGCAGACCACCAGAAGCCAGCCCCAAGUCCUUCAGUUGCUGAAAUACAAGAGGAAAUGCUCAAGAAGUUUGAGCAGGAACAGGCCUUGGUCCAGGAGCAGUUGGCCAGACUGGCUCAGCGGGAGAAGGAGAGGGAUUCGCCGACUGCUCUUGCUGCUGUGGGAGGUAACAACGUGACCUCCGCCAUGAUCAUGGAGCAGGGAAGAACCCACGAAGAGCUGGAAAAGGCAAAGAUACUGGCCAAACAGCUGGAGAGGAAGGAGCGCGAGUUGGCCACCGUUUCAGCCUUCUACAAGGAGCAGCUCGAAACCCUGGAGAAGAAGAAUCUGGACAACUACAAGCAAACAACUGAACAAUACGCCCAGGCCCAGACCAAGGCUGAGAGUCACAUCCGGCCCCGCCACACAACCGCUAUUUGUACUGAGCUCCAGGGACAGGUGUUCAAGUGCUACAGAGACCACCCACAGCAGACGCUGACCUGCUCCAGCCUGGCCAGGCAGUAUAUGAACUGCAUCCAGCAAGCCAAGCAGGGCUCAUCGGUCAACCAUGGCUGAAUCCACCCCCAAGAAAUACGCAGGAAUACCAGAAGAACAGAAGAAGAAACCAUCCUGUCCGUCCAUCCGUCGAGCUGCAUCUUUUCGUCCAUCAGUCCAUCCUUUUAUUGAACAACUGCUCACAUCAGGCUCAUUUACCAAAUGCCCCCCCCACACACACACACACACACACAGACACACACACACACACACACACACACACACACACACACACACACACACACACACACCCUCUCCCCCCCCACACACACACACUCACACACACAAACAACCCCCCACACACACGCCUUCCCACUGUGUCUCUCUGUGCUGUCUGGAGUGUAUUAGCUUAGCGGUAGCGCUAGCCACUCCAGAGGGUCUGAUGUGUUGAUUCUCUGGGGUGUUGCGACAGCACACGCCUGCCAUCAACCAAAUAAAUCCCAGUGAGCCGCUGGAGAUGAGGCUGCAGAUUGCGUGUGUUCUUUUCUUCUUCUUCCUGUGUGUAUGAACGUCUGUGUCGUUUUGUGUAAAUGAAUGUGUAUAUGUGUUUUUUGGAUUUGGUGUGUCACUGUGCAUUAGCAAUGUGUGCGUAUUUGUGUGUGUGUGUCCCUGUGCAUGUUUUUACGUGUGUGUCUGUGUGCAUGAAUAAAUGUGUGUCCCCCUGGAUAUGCAAUUUAUUUGUUUUUGUGUGCGUGUGCCUGUGUCCCUUUUGUAAAUGUAAUGUGUGUGGAGUGGAUUGUGGUCUGCCUCAUGACUGGUCUAUCUCAUGACUGGGCAUUCUCAUGGUGGUC
Gadus chalcogrammus (walleye pollock) is the source of this 1752-nucleotide messenger RNA. Its product is annotated as MICOS complex subunit mic25a-like. The transcript has 8 exons. Bases 278 to 982 code for a protein of 234 amino acids. The record is from RefSeq and is a predicted model, not a curated record. Gene Ontology annotation, biological process: inner mitochondrial membrane organization. Gene Ontology annotation, cellular component: MICOS complex; mitochondrion. Lineage: Eukaryota; Metazoa; Chordata; Actinopteri; Gadiformes; Gadidae.